Musa acuminata AAA Group (dessert banana) is the source of this 2035-nucleotide messenger RNA. RefSeq names its product biotin carboxylase 2, chloroplastic. The record is from RefSeq and is a predicted model, not a curated record. Lineage: Eukaryota; Viridiplantae; Streptophyta; Magnoliopsida; Zingiberales; Musaceae. Bases 199 to 1794 code for a protein of 531 amino acids. The transcript is spliced from 17 exons. Gene Ontology annotation, molecular function: metal ion binding; ligase activity; ATP binding.
CCCCAAAAAACCGGAUCGAGUAUAAAGCGGCGGAGGCGGAGCUUCCGAGCUCCGCGUCACCUCGAUUUCAUCGACCCACCUUUGCCUCUUCCCCAACUGGCGUUAUAACUCUCGCCUCCCUCUCUCCGAUCGCAUCUCUUUCUCUUCCUCGAAUCCUCACCCGGCCCUCAUUCUCUUCUUCAGGGUUUCCUGACGAUCAUGGACCUCACUGUCGUCUUCAAGCCUGCGUUGUCGCCUCCCGGGUUGUUUCCCAGACAUGCUGGAGGAAUGAAAAGCUCACAAUGUAGCUUUAGUGUGGGAUAUUCUCCAGUCUUCCAUAAAGUGUGUUCUUCCAGGCAAAUGACUGCUCAUACAAACAGGAGGUUAAAAUAUAAUGGAGGGGCUCUUAAUGCAACUUGCCAGGGUGGGAAGAUUCUUGUGGCAAAUAGAGGAGAAAUUGCAGUCAGGGUGAUCCGAACUGCACAUGAAAUGGGAAUACCAUGUGUUGCUGUGCACUCUACAAUAGAUCGGGAUGCUCUUCACGUGCGGCUCGCAGAUGAGGCAGUAUGCAUUGGUGAAGCACCAAGCAGUCAAUCGUACUUGUUCAUUCCAAAUGUUUUAUCUGCUGCUGUCAGUCAUCGAUGUACCAUGUUACAUCCUGGUUAUGGAUUCCUAGCUGAGAAUGCUGGUUUUGUCGACAUAUGCAGAGAGCAUAGGAUCAACUUUAUUGGCCCAAAUCCUGACAGCAUCCGAGUAAUGGGCGAUAAAUCUACAGCAAGGGAAACAAUGAAGAAAGCAGGUGUCCCUACCGUACCUGGAAGCGAUGGACUAUUGCAGUCAACAGAGGAGGCUGUGAAGCUUGCUCAUGAAAUUGGCUUUCCUGUCAUGAUCAAGGCAACUGCUGGUGGUGGGGGACGGGGAAUGCGUCUAGCAAAAGAACCUGAAGAGUUUGUGAAGUUGCUACUGCAAGCUAAGAGUGAGGCAGCAGCGGCAUUUGGAAAUGAUGGGGUUUAUUUGGAAAAGUAUAUCCAGAAUCCAAGGCAUAUUGAGUUUCAGGUUCUUGCAGACAAAUAUGGUAAUGUUGUCCAUUUUGGAGAGCGUGAUUGCAGCAUUCAGAGGAGAAAUCAAAAGCUUCUCGAGGAAGCUCCAUCACCUGCUUUGUCCCCAGAACUACGGAAAGCUAUGGGUGAUGCUGCUGUAGCAGCUGCUGCAUCUAUAGGUUACAUUGGUGUUGGAACUGUUGAAUUUCUAUUGGAUGAAAGAGGUUCUUUCUACUUCAUGGAGAUGAACACCAGGAUUCAGGUAGAACAUCCUGUCACAGAAAUGAUUUCUUCAACUGACUUGAUUGAGGAACAAAUUCGAGUGGCUCUCGGAGAGAGGCUGACCUACAAACAGGAAGAUAUUGUUCUUAGAGGGCAUUCAAUCGAGUGCCGCAUUAAUGCAGAAGAUGCCUUCAAAGGUUUUCGUCCUGGGCCUGGGAGAAUCACUUCAUACUUGCCAUCUGGAGGUCCAUUUGUGAGAAUGGAUAGUCACAUUUACCCGGGCUAUGUGGUUCCUCCAAGCUAUGAUUCCCUACUUGGAAAGCUUAUUGUUUGGGCACCAACAAGGGAGAAGGCAAUAGAAAGAAUGAAAAGGGCGCUGAAUGACACUAUUAUCACAGGAGUUCCUACCACUAUUGAGUACCAUAAGUUAAUUCUGAAUGUUGAGGACUUCAGAAAUGGAAAGGUGGACACGGCUUUUAUACCUAAGCAUGAGAACGAGUUGGCUGCACCCCAGAAAAUGAUCCUGUCUACCGCAGCCGCAAUGAGCAACUAAAUUGAUCUGUGUAAUGGUUCGGCAUCAGAAUAACCAAGUGAUUAUUUUGUCUCUUUGCUUAGAAUUUACCAUGCUUUCUGGCAUAUGAGGCGUUUUAUUUUAAGUAACUUGCAGAUUUGGGUUACAGUCACCAUAUCAGAUGUAGAAUUAUCUUUUAUUUAAAGUGAAAAGAAGGAAAGAAACAGAUGUGCAUUGGCAGGACAUUACUUUUGAACAUAGGGAGUUUGUUUUCUGGGACUCA